AUAUCAUCGUAGGAUAAGACCAAAAAAAAGAGUAAAUAGUAGCACACCCCAUCAACAAUAUAUAAAAUUAAUAAGAAGGCUAAGAUAAGAACAAUACAAAGUGGAUUGUGAUCUAUCAUCUAUCCACUGUGAUGUAGGAUUGUUUGAUUUUAUACAAAAAAAAUUAAGCAACAAAAAUGGGUUCUCUUAUGGCAGGAUGGGGUUCUUCCUCCAUUGAUCCAAAAUCAGCCACACUUAAAAGGAACCAGUCACUCACUAAAGAUGAAAUUGAUGCUUAUUGGAAAUCAAAGAAGAAAAUAGAGGAAGAACACCUUAGAGCCAUUUCCAAUCUUUCAGAGACUAUUCAGGGUAACAAAUACAAUGAUCCUGAAAAGAAGAUUCAGAGGUCAAUGACUAUGCCUGUGACCCAUGUAAGGGACUCUAAUAUGGACGUACUUGACACAAGUUUGGAGCAACUUAUCAACAAAAAUGGCUGGUGGACAAAGAGUAGCUGGGCAUUUCUGAAUGAGCCUCCAUUGAUGGAAGCUGCUUCAAACAAAUAUGCAGCUCAGUUUCAUGUUGCCAACUUGGGACCGUCAAAAUUGAAUCCUGAAGAUGAAAUUAGUGCUUGAUCAUAUAAAUCUAACUAAACACUAAAGCAUGUAUAUAUUAAUUGAUCAAUCAAGCGAUUAAUCAGUAUUUAUGUCUACUUCAAUAUAAGAUGUCUAGUGUUGUAACAAUAGUGGUGUUCGUUUUUGGAGUCUCGUGUUGCGAUGUAAGAAGCUUAAUGUAUGUUAAUCAACGUGUGUUUCCUGCUUUGUUUGAAGAGUGUAAUGAAAAUACCGAAACAGUGUGUUCAUUUGAUAGAGA
Molecule: messenger RNA, 849 nt
Organism: Trifolium pratense (red clover)
Lineage: Eukaryota; Viridiplantae; Streptophyta; Magnoliopsida; Fabales; Fabaceae
Exons: 4
Coding region: 177-611 (144 amino acids)
Source: RefSeq, a predicted model, not a curated record